Chara braunii is the source of this 1215-nucleotide messenger RNA. The record is from the annotation of a GenBank genome assembly. Lineage: Eukaryota; Viridiplantae; Streptophyta; Charophyceae; Charales; Characeae.
CGAGUGGAUACUUUGGAAGACAUUGUGGUGAGAAUGAAGGUGCGUCACGAUGCGGAGGAAGAAAAGGAACGCAACCGCAAAGAUGAUGAAGAGAAGGCUAAGAAGGAGAAAGAGGAGGAGGAGAGGAGGUUGCAAGAUCGCAAGGAGCAUGAGGCGUUUCAUCGUGAGAUGGCGGUAACCAUGAAUUCUAAGUUGGACCGUGUUUGUGAAGUAUUGAAGGAAUCAAAGGGCAAGGAUUGUGAUACUGUUGAGAAGCUACAUGCGGAAGUUGACGAGCUUCGACGUUGUCGUGUUGCAACUGCUUCAGUGGCUCCGGUCACUGUUAGUAAAGUUCCUGAGAGGGAGUUGAUUGACCAACUGUUGCAUGAGCAAGAGGAAUUGAAGAAGCGGUUGGCGAGCAUUUCAUUGACCGACCAACGUGUGGCCGCUAUGGAGGGUGAGCUCGUAGGUUUGCGCAAGGAGCGGGACGGUGCUGUGGUUAAAGCUGAUGCAUGGAUGAACCAAGCUCUUCAGCCUGACAACAAGCGGGGUAGCAUUGUGCUCCCAACUCCACCAUCGAUCCCACGUGUGAGAAGACGUUUUUCACCAGUGCAGUCCGUUUUCAAGUCCCCAUCUGCUGCGCUUCGGCAGGCUACAGACGACCUUCGCGAGAUGUCUAAUCGGCACCAGGAGGAGGUGGAUGCUCUUAAGGAGUUACGAGCACGGGAUCUGAAUCAAGCGAGGGAAGCUGAACAAGAAGCUCAACGACUGAAAGAUGCAUUAGCCAAGAAGGAUAAGGUGGUCCAACCGACACCUCGUUCGGAGUUCCGUUCAAAAUUGGAUGAUGUCGCUGCUGCAAAAGGCACAUCUGCCAGGAAGAAAGUUGUCGCUCGAACUGACGAGCAGGAUGUGACGUUGAACAAUCGGGAGGCGUUUAUGAAAGAUGCAAGGAAGAGCUUGAGACGGAUGAAGAUGGACGAAGUCAAGGCCCUAUGUGCGAGGGAGGGUAUCACUUACUCCACUCUUGACGUGGCCAAAGAAGAGCUCGUGAAGAAAAGGACUGCUCAAGCCUUUGGGUCAAGUUCCGGAGGAUCGAAGAAUGAUGUGUUAACUAUUGACGAAGGUUCUGAGGACGUGGCGGGUUCUGGGUCCGGUGGUAAGGCGGCCGACGAUGAGGCCGUCUCUUCGUAGGUUCGUACCCGGACGUGGUCAAUCUAUGGUCUAUUGUGAAACGUU